AUGCAGCCUCCUGCGCUAUCACCAAAUGCUUCAUACUAUGUGGGUCCAGAGGGGGAGCCCCCUCUGUCACGCACUGGCUUCAUCAUCCUCUCCAUCAUCAUGGCAAUUUUCACCUUUCCAGCCAUCGUACUCAACGCUACAGUGAUCAUUGUGUCCCUCAUGCACAAGCAGCUGAGGCAGCCGCUCAAUUACGCUCUGGUGAACAUGGCUGUGGCUGAUCUGGGCACAGCCAUGACCGGAGGAGUGCUGUCUGUGGUCAACAACGCCCAAGGGUACUUCUCUCUGGGCAGAACAGGCUGUGUGAUGGAGGGCUUUGCAGUGUCCUUGUGUGGCAUCACAUCUCUGUGCACAGUUGCUCUGAUUGCAGUGGAGCGAAUGUUUGUGGUAUGCAAACCUCUGGGACAGAUAACCUUCCAAAAGAAGCAUGCAGUUGGAGGUAUUGCCUUGUCCUGGCUGUGGUCCCUUACCUGGAAUUUACCCCCUCUCUUUGGAUGGGGCAGGUAUGAGCUGGAAGGUGUUAAGACAUCUUGUGCUCCAGACUGGCACAACAGCGACCCCAGUAAUGUCUCCUACAUUGUUGUAUAUUUCGCUGUUUGCUUUGCUAUUCCUCUCGCCUUGAUCCUGGCCUCCUAUGCCAAACUAAUGUGGACAUUGCACCAGGUGUCAAGGAUGGCUUGUGUGGAAGGCGGAGCAGUAGCUAAAGGGGAGAUGAAGGUGGCAACUAUGGUGAUCCUGAUGGUCCUGACAUUCCUGAUCAGCUGGCUGCCUUAUACUGUUCUGGCCUUGUUUGUGGUUGCUAAUCCCAAUGCGGAGAUUCAUCCGCUGGUGGGCACGGUGCCUGUCUACCUGGCCAAGAGCAGCACGGUGUACAAUCCCAUCAUCUACAUCUACCUCAACAAACAGUUCCGUAAAUAUGCUCUGCCCUUCCUGUUAUGUGGGAAAGAGCUGUGGGAGGAGGAUGAGGCAUCAGAGGCAACAACCACAGUGGAGGUGACUAACAAAGUGUCUCCAAGCUGA
Melanotaenia boesemani (Boeseman's rainbowfish) is the source of this 1017-nucleotide messenger RNA. Its product is annotated as parapinopsin-like. The coding region runs from base 1 to 1017 and encodes 338 amino acids. Gene Ontology annotation, molecular function: G protein-coupled receptor activity. Lineage: Eukaryota; Metazoa; Chordata; Actinopteri; Atheriniformes; Melanotaeniidae. Gene Ontology annotation, cellular component: membrane; photoreceptor outer segment. The transcript has 4 exons. Gene Ontology annotation, biological process: visual perception; phototransduction; G protein-coupled receptor signaling pathway. The record is from RefSeq and is a predicted model, not a curated record.